UUGCACAGAAACAAUCUGCUCCGAGCUAUGCUCUAACAUACUCCAAGCAUGGCCGCUAAGUUGUCGCUACUUAGUUACGAAGCGAUCAGCUGGACCACGAUUGCGAUUAUCGUCACUUACGCACUCUUCAGGCUGGUCAGGUCCCGCCAAAAAACAUUCAGCUACUUCAAUGAGAUAGGAAUUCCGGGUCCGGAGCCAAGCCUUUUAUGGGGAAAUCUUGCCGAAUACCACAAGAAGAGCUUCGUGCACGCCCUUACAGACUGGUGCGCCAAAUAUGGGGACGUAUUCGGGUUUUACAAUGGUGAUUUGCCAAUGUUGGUUGUCAAGGACUUGGACUUUGUAACCUACAUUUUCGUAGAAAACUUCCAGAACUUCACCGAUAGAGGUAUUGUCAUGCGAGCGGAACAAGAGCAUGCCUCCCUAGGCAAAAGCGUCACACAUUCCAAAGGAGCCAAUUGGAGAAGGAUGAGGGGCUGCAUCUCACAAGCGUUCACUUCUAACAAGCUGAAGCACAUGAUGCAGGAACUCAAAGAGCCGGCCAACUUGUUUUUAGAACUUAUGGGCAAUAUGGCAGACACUGGACGCGAGUGUGCGAUUUUCGAACGAUUACAAGGACUUGCCAUGGACUACACCGCCCGAGCAGCUUUCGGAUUCGACUGCUGCUUUCAGCGGGACCUCUCGCACCCAUUCAUGAUCACCACACGCAAAGUACUGCAUGGCGUCAUGACUGGACCAUUCCACGUGUUUGCCCAUUCCACAACUACAUUGGUCAAUUUAGUGGCUCCGAUACUAUGGCUGAAAGAAAAGCUCGGCUCCUCCAGUUCUGGUGUCUUCAACAAGGAAACCACUAAGGUUGUUGAACUGAGGCUCCGAAACCCGGAGGCAAGAAAACCAGACCUGCUGCAGAUCAUGCUAGACGCAAGCAUACAAAAGAAGCACUCAAGUGAUGCUGGUGAGAAGACCAAAGGGAGUAUGACACGUCUGGAGGUUGAAGUGAACACGACUAUGACGUUGCUUGCCGGCUUUGAGACAACGUCUACGGCAUUGACUUACGUGUCCUAUGUUUUGGCCAAGUACCAAGAUAUCCAGGAAAAGGUCAGAGCUGAAGUUGCCUCAGCAGUUGAAGAAUACGGAGAGCUGAAUUACGAUUCCGUCAUGCUCCGGAUGAAGUACUUAAGAAGGGUUGUGGACGAAACAUUGAGGAUCUAUCCACCAGGCACUGUGUUUACCACGAGGCGUGCUUUGAACGACUUCGACUACAAUGGCAUUAAGUUCAAAGCUGGCACGUCAUUCAUGGCUCCGACGCUUCAAAUACAUAUGGACCUUCGCUACUGGCCUGAACCACACAGGUUUGACCCGGACAGGUUCCUUCCUGAAAACGCCUCAUCCAGGCCAUCCGUCGCCUACCAACCUUUUGGCGUUGGACCGAGAAACUGCUUCGGCGAGCGCCUCGCAAUCUUAGAAAUCAUGUACACGAUGGCAAGAAUGGUUGAGAAGUACAGGUUGACCCUCGGAGAGUCCCAGAAGAAUGACCUCGAGCUAUGUUUUCGUGCGACGGUAUCUGCACCAAGAGAGGGUCCGUACAUCAAGUUCCAAAGGAUCUGAUGAUUACGGUCCUUUAAAACAAUGAAGGUCCACUACCUUCCUGUUGUUCAUCGCACCUACGCUUACAAGAAUAAAUGCCCACAAAAUGGCACCACGGGGUC
Molecule: messenger RNA, 1706 nt
Organism: Dermacentor silvarum
Lineage: Eukaryota; Metazoa; Arthropoda; Arachnida; Ixodida; Ixodidae
Product: lithocholate 6-beta-hydroxylase
Exons: 14
Coding region: 49-1605 (518 amino acids)
Molecular function (GO): monooxygenase activity; iron ion binding; heme binding
Source: RefSeq, a predicted model, not a curated record